AUGAGCCCGAGACCAUCUUCAAGUAAGGACCGCAGCCCGGAACCUCCGCGGCCUGCGGGAGUUGCGCCGACCUUCCCCCUGAAGCCCAGGAGCCCCGCGCGGGGGGGAAAAGAGCCCAAAAAGCGCAACGAGCGCGCGGGGAAGGGCUUCAAGGGCGGCCCGCAGAACGCGCUGUUCACGUUCCGCGGAGUGCGGCAGCGCAGCUGGGGGAAGUGGGUGGCGGAGAUCCGCGAGCCGCGGAGCCAGCGCCGGCUGUGGCUGGGGUCGUUUCCGCGCGCGGCGGACGCCGCAAUGGCGUAUGACGUGGCGGCCAAGCGACUGUACGGCUCUGGCGCAAAGCUCAACUUUCAUCAGGGAGCAAAUGAUGCAACUCCACAGAACCAGCGCCAACGGCUCAUGCAGACGCUGCAGCACCCUCAGGUGUUAUCCCAGGUGUUAUCCCAGGUGCCACAGCUGCCACAGGCGCUACAGCACCCGCAACUGCUGUCACAUGCGCUGCAACAGCCGCAGGUGCCCUCCCAGGUGUUACAGCAGCAACUGCAGGCGCUACAGCAGCACUCACGGGCGCUAGAGCACUCACAGUCGCUACACCAAUCACAGGCGCUACAGCAACCACAGGCGCUUCAACGCCCUCAGGCGUUUUCACAAGCACCGCAACAGCCACAGGUGCUCUCCCAUGCGCUACAGCAGCCAGAGUUAACGAGUGUGCUACAGCCGUCCACUGAAAUGGCUGGACUCACGGGAAGCGGAGGUGGGGCACUCAGGGACCCGCCCCACGCUAUGCUGCCAGCACAGCCGCUACAGCUGCCACAGUUGUUGCCACGGCCCCUGGCACAGGUGAUACUACAGCCGAAUCAGUCAUUUGCCCAUGUGCUACAGCCGUCACAGGUGCUGACCGAGGCGCUACGACCGGCUGAAUUGCAGGCACAUUUGCUGCAACAAGGUCCUGUCUACUCAACCCAACAAGUGCCACCGCCACCAUUGCUGCCACGACCGCUGCAGCCGUCUCUGGUAUGUCACACGCUACAGCCGCCACAGGCGCUACAACUGCCACAGCUGCCGCCACAGGCGCCGUCUCUUCCCCUGGGCUUGCCAAUAUCGCCCGGCCUUCAGGACAUGCUGAUUGGCCGAGAGAUUGCACGCCUGUUGAGGAACCCACAAGGGGAAAGCACGGUUGGACGAGGGAAGGCUGGUCUGCUGCUGGGUGGUUCUUCUACUGUCAGGUUUGAAGGGCAUUCGGACUUGCUGUUGCCCGGUGACCUAGUUUCGGCCAGGCCAGUCAGGCUUGAUGGUAGGAGACAGCAGCAGCUGGAAGGGAUGGGGAUGCACGAAGGUGCAGGCCGGCAGGGAACGGUUGGGGAGCAUAAAACGCUGGUGAGGGAACAGGAGAUGCUGUUGAGGGAGCAUGAGAGGAAGGUGACACAAGAGGUGCUGGUGAUGAAAGAAACCGCAAGUCAAGCGAUGAGUUCUCCCACAGCUCAAAACAUGCGCGACGAGGCAAGCUUACAGGAGAUUUUGCGAGAGCAUGAGAUGAAGGUGAUACGAGAGGUGAUGCUGCUGCAUGAAACCCGGAUGCUGUCACUGCAGGCUUCUGCCUCGUUGCUUGAGGUUCCUCAUAGGCACGCUUCUGCCUCGUUGUUUGAGGCGCCUCAGAGUCAUAGGCAGGCCUCUGUCUUGUCCCCAGCUCUGCCCCAAGGCACGCCAGAUGGGCCGGACAUGUUCAGGUUCGGCACUUCCGAGCCUGUUAGUGGAGCGCGUAAGAAUGUGGUUUGCGGGAGUGGCUGCAGAGUUGGAGGCAGCAGUAGUGGUAGCAGACUCGAUAGCAUCGUUAGCAGCAGCAGCAGCAGCAGCAGCAACAGCAACAGCAACAACAGCAGCAGCAACAGCCACCACCACAACCAAUGCAAGGGGUAUGGAUGGCUUAGGCAGCAGAAGCGAAGGUAG
Molecule: messenger RNA, 1944 nt
Organism: Closterium sp. Yama58-4
Lineage: Eukaryota; Viridiplantae; Streptophyta; Zygnematophyceae; Desmidiales; Closteriaceae
Source: the annotation of a GenBank genome assembly